AUGGAAAUGGGAUUAGGCAGCACACUUUUACCUGGUGACCCACGUUUGAUUGAUCACAUCGUCGGUGAGGUUAAAUCUCAAGGAAUAUUUGAUCAAUUUCGUAAAGAUGCUCUCGCUGACGUCGAUACCAAGAAUCAAUUGCGUGAAACACUGCGUAAACAUAUAUCAGACGCAGCAUACUUAGACGCUGGUGUUGAACGUAUUGUUGACCAAGUAGUUAAUCCAAAAAUAUACUCUGUUUUUUUACCACAAGUAGAAGACGUCGUUUAUAAGUAUUUAGGUUUAGAGAAACCUAAGCGUGAAAAGAAUGGUGGAACUUCAAUAAAAGAUCUAUUACCAAUUGAUUUAGACCCAGUAUCACCUGAGUCUGAUAAAAAUAGUUUAAAAGAUGUGUCUCUUGACUCAAUAGAUGAUCUAGAACUUUCCAAUAAUGAUAAAGAUAAUAAUGAUCAAGUUGAUAAUGGUGAAAGUUUCCAUGUUACCGAUUAUGAAAAAAGCAUUGAAGAAAAAGAAGAAAAAGAUUGUAAGGAAGUGGAAAAUGAAGUUAACGGAACUGAUUUAAUUCAGAGUAUGGAAGAAGAAAAACCGACUUGUUCAACACCUCCAUUAGUAGAUAUUGGUUUAAAUGACUCGAUAAAGUCUGAUGAAAAAACCGAAGAAGAGGAAGAAGACAGUCCUGUUUUUGAACCUAUUGAUGUAAUUAAUUUCCAUGAAUCAAAUGUUUCUAAUGACUCACAUUUGUCUGGAAUAUCUGAGCUAACAAGUCAUCGGUCACGCAGUCCAGAUUUUCAGAUAAAUGAAUUUUCUCGCGAUCAUUUUGAUUUUAGUAAUCAAGAUUCUCAAUUUUCAAAAGUAUCUUCGGACUCUCGGUUGUCUAUUGUUACUGAUUUUGGAUCUUCUAAUCAAGCAUCGACUCCUGUACCGGAUCCUCCUAAAGAAGAAAAGUCAGUAGACAAAAAUUAUGAUGAUAAAAGUAAAGAUAAAGUUAUUGAAUCUAAAGAUUCAAAUAAAAAUUCAAAAAGUAGUUCGUCAAAAGAACGAGAAAAAAAUGAUUACAAAUUUAAAUCUUCUAAAGAACGUUCUGAUUCACGGGACUCACGUAGUCAUCGUGAUCGUGAUUAUAAAAAAAAAUCUACUGAUUCUAAGAGUGAUAAGGAUAAAAGUAGAAGCAGUCGAGACUCUAGUGAUAAAUCCAAAGAAAAAGAUAAAGAUUCUAAGGAUAAAAUUAAAGAUGAAAAAACAAAUUCUUCGGGAAAAGAAUCAAAAGAUUUGAAAGAUAUUUAUAAAGAAAAAAUACGGGAAUUAAGGGAAAAAAAAGAGUUGACGGAAAAGGAAAAAUUGAAUAAAGAUAAAGAUGGUCAUAGGUCGAGAGAUUCUAAGGAUAAAAAAGACUCUAAAGAUUCAAGCAAAGAUUCUAAAGAUCGGAGGGAUUCUAAAGAACAUCGCAGCUCAAGUUCUUCUUCUAGAAGUCAUCGGCAUGAGUCUAGUAGCAGGAGCAAGAGAGACGAUUCUAAGUCUAGUCAUGAUAAAAAAAAGGAUGACAGACAUUCUAGGGAUAAGAGUCGUAGUCAGGGUGAGUCUGAUGGAAAACGGAGUUCAAAGGAUGAUAAAGAUAAAGAUUCUAAGUCACAAAAACGCAAAGAAUCUAGAUCCGAUGACUCACGAAAGAGCUCUGAUAAAAGUUCUGCAGAGAAAGAAAAGGAUAAAGAUAAGAAGCGCCGUGAGGAAAAAAAAUCCAAGUCUAAAGAUGAUCAUUCGAGUCUUCAUAAAAGCUCUAAUGAUCGUAGAUCAUCUGAUCGAGACGGAUCAAGUGGGUCUAAUAGUAAAAGCAGCAAAAAUUCCUGUCCUGGGUCAUCAACUUCUUCAAAGCCUAAUUCAGGUCUUAAAGAAACGGGUAAUACAAGUAAUUCUAGUAGUGAAACUUCUGAUGGUGUUGAUGAAGCUCAGAUGGAAGAGUGUCAUAAUGUUGAUGCUGUUCAAGAAGAUGUAAAGGUUGAUCGAGAUAAUGGAUCGGGGGUCAAUGCUAAGCGAGUUGAUUUAGGUCAAAGUGAAAUAAGUCUUCCAUUAAAAAAGCGCCCGUUGCAUACUGAAGGUACUGAUAGUUUAGUAGGUGAAAUUAAAAAGCCAAAGCUUGAAAAUUUUAGAGAAAUUGCGAAUAAUAAUGAGCAAGUUGUUAAAAUAGUUCCUGAGAAUGAAAGAGUUCAGAUAAUUGAAGUUUAUGAACCUCAGGAUGAUGAUGAUGAUGAAAAUGAACCUUAUCCGGAUGAUGCGGAUAUUAAUUUAAAGUUAGAACAGUCCUCGGGUGUUAUUAUGGAGGGAGAGAAUAUUUUUAAAAUAAAUAUUGAUAAUUGUAAAUCUAAUUUGUCGGAGAUGGAAAUGUCGAUUAGAGAGUCGUUGAAUGAAAUGAUUGUAGAUAAAAUUAUGGAUACUGAUAGAUAUGAAAAUAAAGAAGCUGAUGGUACGUUGGAAAGUCAUAUAGUUGAGGUAAAUGAUUGCAAUAUUGAGGAGAAAAAAAUUAGUGAUUCUGAGGAUGAAGAUUGCUUGUAUUUUGAACCUGAUGAAGAAAGCGAAAGAUUGAUUAGGUUUAGGCAGUUUCUCAAGUCACAGAAUAUUAGUUACUAUGGUGAGGAUGAUAAUUAUGUUAAUAAUGAUGAAGAUAAUAAUGAUGAUGAUGAUGAUGUUGAUGAUCAUGAUGAAAAAAUUGAACAAUUGGUGCCAAAUGAAGAAAAUCAGGAAUCUACGCUAGCUACUAUGGCACCUCCUCAAUUAAAACGUAAGCAUUCUACUAGUCCGCUGUCGGAUAUUGUAUUAAAUUUGGAUAAUAAUAAUGAUGGUCACAAAGAUAUGGAUUCUGUUGUUGGUGAUCUAGAGAAAGAUAAAAAGAGUGAGAAGGAUAAAGAAACUGGGCUAGGAAAGAAAAAAUUAGGAAGGCCCAAAAGACAGAGACCUAGUGUCAGCUCUUCAAGUCCUAAUGAUGAUUUUAUAAUGCCUUUGAGUCCAGAAAGCGAUCCACGACCACUAUUUGUUGGCUCGUCACGAAGAAAUAGAAGAUCAAAUCCAGCAUAG
Molecule: messenger RNA, 3066 nt
Organism: Cotesia congregata
Lineage: Eukaryota; Metazoa; Arthropoda; Insecta; Hymenoptera; Braconidae
Source: the annotation of a GenBank genome assembly